UUAUUAUUAUUAUUAUUAUUAUUGUUGUUGUUGUUGUUGUUGUUGUUGUUGUUGUUGUUGUUGUUGUCGUUAUUGUUAUCUAAUAUCUCUUGAUCUCUCAUCCUCUUCCUCCUCCUCCUCCCUAGUGUUUUUGUUCUAAUUCUCCUCAUCCUCCUCUUGCUUUUGUGUUGUUCUUCUCCUCCUCCUAUGCUUGUUCUUGUUGUUGUCCUUCCUAUCCUGAUAUCGUUCUUGUUCUUCCUCUCCUAUUUUUGCUCUCCUCCUCCUCCUACUCUUGUUCUUGUUCCUGUUCUCCAACUCCUACUUUUGUUCCAUUUUCCUCAUAUAAUUCUCUUCCUCCUUCAUAUACUUGAUCUCCUGCUUUUGUUAUCGUUCUUCUACUCCUCUUGCCCUUCACAGCGCCAUAUGAUCCCGUUGCUGUGGCGCACUACUUCCAUCAACAAAGCAGCAGCCCCCCACUUGUCCUUAUAGCCCUGUCCCACAGAACUAUGGAUGAAAUACGAAUGAAUCGAGGAUGCCAAUUUUGCUGGGUUCCAGCCGUCCGCAAACAACCGCAGCAAAAAUGCACUUUUUUCCGCAAUACUGUGCGGAUAUGAACCGUAUGUAUUGAGAAUGUGUCGCUGAUGUAUUACGAACAAAAGCGAAAAGCAUUGCGAAAGCCGUCCGAGGGUGAAAAAUACCGUUAUAUCAGGCCGGAUGUAUUGCGAGUAUUGCGGGUAUAAAACGGAUACAAUGUGGAAAAAUAGCGUAUUUUUUGCGUAUGUAUUGCGAAAGCAGAGCGGACGCAUUGCAAACAAAGCGACAGAAUAGCGAACGCGUCGCGGAAGCAUGGGUGAUGUAGAGCGGAUGUAUCCCGGAGACGGCGGAUGCACUGCGCAUGUGCGGCGUUUGUGUUGCGGAGGUUAAAACAGGACGGGCGCUCCGUUUCUAACCAGUACGCCAACCAGCUUGGAAGGAAGAUUGUGUACACCUAACCUCUCAAGAUGCCACAGAAGAAGCCAGCCGAGAUGUCCCAGAAGUCCACCAUCAAGAAGAGGGCGACGCCCUUGGAUUUUGGGUCAACUGUUGCUCCUACCCCAGCCCCUACUCUGAAGCCACUCAAGAAAAUGAAGAAGCAGCGUGCAACUCUAGUUCCAGAGGACGAGCCCGCCCCCCCCCCAGGACCAAGCAGCCAUGCAGCUUGCAGCCAGGGACCAGCCACCUCCACCCAGGGACCAGCCUUCUCCAGCCUGGGAAUCUCCCGAAGACGAGUCUCCUUCACGCAGCGACGACCGUGAAGAGCCUCCUUCAGCCAUGGACGGCCCAGAAGUCCAGUCUCCUCCAGCCAAGGAGCCUGGUGACCAGCAGGAAGAAGACUCCGCCCCUGACGAUCCUCCCUUCCAGCUCUCCCAAGCCACUGGCAAGGGCAGUUGCAAGUCCAAGAAGCCCCGGAAGAACUUCCAGCUGACGCCAGAGCAGGAGGACAAUCUUCUGGAAUGGUUGAGGGAAAAUGAGCUCCUCUGGCGCCAGGGGCACAUGCAAUUCAAGGACGUCCAGAAGAAGAGGAGCCUGUGGGAGAAGAAGGCGCAGGAAUUUGGCCUUACAACUGAGCAUAUCCAGGGAUGGUGGAGGGGAAUGCACACCUGGUUCGUGAAGCUGCACAAAGUCAAGAGUGGGCAGGCGACGAAGAAGCUGACCGACCGAGAGAUGUACGUCAUGCAGAAGUGCAGCUUCUACGAGGGACAGCUACGGCACCGGUCCACAGCGCCACUAAAACCGCUUGCUCGGGACGUGGAGGCAGACGCUCUAGGACAGCUGUCGGAUGUUGGUGCCUCGGAUGCUGGUGAUGGACCUGCUGGUGAUGGUGCUGCUGGUGCUGGCCUGCCACUAGACCCCGAUUCGGGGCAGGACCAGCUUCUCUUCCAGCUUAAGAGGGGCGCUGUCAAGCUGCUCAGGACUCCCAAGCGCCCAGCUGUCGGCACCACGAGGAGGACUGCCAUGGAGGUGGAAGAAGUGCUAAAGGACAUCCGGGACAACAUGAAAGUCAGCACUGAACUGCUGUCUCAGCUAGUGCACAAGGGUAACCAGGGACCCAGGGAGCCCUUCAUCACAUACCUGUCAGAGAGUUUGAGGACACUCCCCGGGGAUCAGUACCAGGUGGUGAUGAAGCAUUUCACGUCUUUCCUCCACAAUCUUCCUCAUCCUGCAGCAACUCCCGUGCAGCACUAGUGGCAGUAUUCACAGCCACUGCAGUACCCAUUCAGCCAGCCCCAGAACUACUCGCAGCAGCAGUACCCCCUCCAAACACCAACCUUUCAGCAGGCACCCAGCACCACCUCCCUCCAGACAACCCAGGAGUCGACGCAGCCCCAGUACACGCUGAUGACACGGUCGACAAGCACCCCAUCUACCAGCAGUGCCCCAGGAGUUGCCUCUACCCCCGUAUCUUCAGCCCUGGCCAGUGCCCACGACGUGCUGAAUAUGACGCUAAGGAGCAUCAACCUCAGUGGUUUAGCUGAUGUCGGCAAUAGCUCCUUCAGAUCCAUUGGGAACCUCAAUACACCCAGACUUGCCACCCGCCGGGGAGAUGGAGCACUGGAGUAGUGUCAGCAAAUGCAUUUUUCCAUUUUAAAUGUAUUUUCUGCUGUAAUUAUAUUUCAUUUUAUUAAUAAAGAUGUAUUUUUUCCUUUUCAA
Scylla paramamosain (green mud crab) is the source of this 2670-nucleotide messenger RNA. RefSeq lists its product as uncharacterized. The transcript is spliced from 2 exons. The record is from RefSeq and is a predicted model, not a curated record. Bases 1171 to 2205 code for a protein of 344 amino acids. Lineage: Eukaryota; Metazoa; Arthropoda; Malacostraca; Decapoda; Portunidae.